ACUCAAUAUACAAAAUGGUGAUGAACAGAUCGAGUACGACGCCUUAUUCGGUGGUGUCGGAGUUUGAAGGAACAUUACUGAAGAACAAGGAUUCAUUCUCUUACUUCAUGCUCCUUGCCUUUGACUCAUCUGGUCUGAUUCGUUUCACUUUCUUGCUGUUUCUCUGGCCCGUCAUCAAACUCCUUGACGUUUUCGGCUACAAUGACGUCGCUCUCAAGCUCAUGAUUUUCAUAGCCACGGUUGGUCUAAGCGAAGGGGAGAUCGAAGCGGUGGCUAGAACCGUCUUGCCAAAGUUCUACAUGGAUGAUGUAAGCAUGGACACGUGGACGGUAUUAAGCUCGUUUGAGAAGAGGGUCGUGGUGACGAGGAUGCCUCGGGUUAUGGUGGAAAGGUUCGCGAAGGAGUAUCUUAAAGCAGAUAAGGUCAUCGGUACGGAGCUGAACGUGAACACGUUCGGUUAUCACACCGGUUUUAUACGUGAAACAGAUAUCGAUCAGUCUACUUUGAAGCGUGUUGCCGACUUAUUUGUUGACCGGAGGCCUCAUCUAGGUCUUGGAAGAGCCUCUGUGACAUCGUUAUGUGAGGAACAGAUUCGUGCACCGGUUCCAGAGAAGAUUGUCAACUACCAUAACCAACAACUUGAGCUGCAGCCGGUGAUUUUUCACGACGGACGCCUUGUGAAGCGGCCAACACCAGCCACAGCUCUCCUCAUCCUCCUCUGGAUCCCAUUUGGAAUUGUUCUUGCUCCCAUCAGGAUCCUUGCCGGGUCCGUUCUCCCAUUGUGGAUCAGAAGUUACGCCCUGAGGAUAUUAGGCUGCCAAGUCAUCGUCAAGGGAAAGCCUCCUCAGCCACAAGGACCCGGAGACUCUGGCGUUCUCUUUGUAUGUAAUCAUAGAACGCUAAUGGACCCUGUUGUCAUAUCCACUGUGUUGGGACGCAACGUCAUGGCCGUUGUAUACUCACUUUCGCGGUUUUGCAACCUCUUCUCUCCAAUCCCCAUCGUGCGAAUACAAAGAAUCCGAGAUGUCGACGCCAAGACAAUCAAACUAGAGCUGUCCAAAGGAGACCUAGUGAUUUGCCCCGAGGGAACAACUUGUCGUCAACCGUUUUUGUUAAGAUUCAGCGCGCUUUUUUCGGAGCUAACGGACAUGAUCGUGCCUGUGGCGGUGAACUGUAAGGUUGGAUUCUUCCAUGCCAACACCGUGAGAGGGUGGAGAUGUAUGGACAUGAUAUUCUUCUUGAUGAACCCGAGACCGGGUUACGAAGUGACGUUCCUGGACAAGCUGCCAAUGGAGGACACGUGUUUAUCGGGGAAAAGGUCACCGUAUGAUGUGGCGAACCAUGUUCAGAAAAUCUUGGCGGAUACGUUAGGGUUCGAGUGCACUAACUUAACGAGGAAGGAUAAGUAUAAGGUUCUCACUGGAAAGGACGGGACGGUGUCGUAUGUGUCGUUUCAGGACCAAGCUAAGAUGAUCAUUAAAACUUUUAAUCCUUUCUCCCACUGAAUAAUGUUAACUAUUCAAUUUCCACGUCAAGUUGAAAUUCAGACCAUUGCUUGUUAUUGAGGGAGAGAAGACUUGAGCAAGGGUUUCCUCAAAGAGAUCUAGGAAAAGUUUGGGGUGAACUGUUUUUGCUAAGACUAAGAUUAAUCACUCUUUUUUACUUAACCAAUGGAAUCGUGCCUGUCUCGAUGAAUGGGUUAGCUUAAUU
Molecule: messenger RNA, 1710 nt
Organism: Camelina sativa (false flax)
Lineage: Eukaryota; Viridiplantae; Streptophyta; Magnoliopsida; Brassicales; Brassicaceae
Source: RefSeq, a predicted model, not a curated record